This is a messenger RNA of Diversispora eburnea, 143 nucleotides long. Lineage: Eukaryota; Fungi; Glomeromycota; Glomeromycetes; Diversisporales; Diversisporaceae. The record is from the annotation of a GenBank genome assembly.
CAACAUCUUGUUGUUCACAUGCUGGGGCAUCAAUUAAAAGUGCUCUAACAGCUUUACCAGACAAUCUACAAGAAACUUUUUCAAAUGCAGCUCCUGCAUUUCAUGUCUUAAUAAUUUUAUCAGCUAAUGAAGUAUGUUCUUGA